Messenger RNA from Caenorhabditis sp. 36 PRJEB53466, 1217 nucleotides. The record is from the annotation of a GenBank genome assembly. NCBI's taxonomy places the organism in Eukaryota, Metazoa, Nematoda, Chromadorea, Rhabditida, Rhabditidae.
AUGCGAUUCACCCAACUCGACGACUUGACCUGUCUGAUCGCCCAAAUCGGAUUCUUCACCUCUUCGAUUUCCGUACUUUUGUUCAAUUUUCUGACCAUUUUCUUUGUGAAUCGAGAUUUCGGAACUUAUCGUAACCUUUUGAUCUCCUUCUCACUCCUCGGCUUUUUAUUUUCAUUGUCAGAGUACGUUGUUCAUCCUGUAAGUGAGGCGUAGCAAUCUGUCGAACGGAUUUGUGUUUUUCAGAUGAUUCACAGUUAUAAUACUGGAUUUGUCUUUUUCACAAAUCCAAAAACUCCGGAUGUCUCGAACGAAUUAAUGAGAAUCAGUUUAGUGACGUUUUGUGGCCUUUACGGAUCAACUAUUUGCUUUAUAGCUGUUCAGUUUUUGUAUCGAUAUUGGGCACUUUUCGAGUAUGUUUCAAAGUAAACUCACAUUUCCCAUCUACCGUAACCUUUUCAGUGUCGAAAAGCUCAAGUACUUCGAAGGCUGGACCUUAUCCCUCUGGUUCUUUUACAGCUUUUCCAUCGGUGCGCUCUGGGCCAUCGGCAUUUACCAUUUUCUCGAAAUCGAUCAAUUCUCGACACUCUAUUUCUACAAGGAGCUUUCCUAUCACUACGGCCUCAAUCUCACCUCGAUUCCAAGUUUCACAUCUGUCAUUUACACCGAAGACCGGCGAAUCCGAUGGUGGAAUCUAAUGUGUACUGUCGAAAUGACUAUUAUUCUUGGCUCACAAUACUCGAUCAUUUGCUUUUGUGGGCAGCGAAUGAGUGUUGGAAUGAAGGAGAAGAUUUCGAUGUUGUCGCAAACGAGAAGACGUCUGCACACUCAGUUCUUCAAGUCGUUGGUGUUGCAGGUCCAUAGUAAACUUAACUAGAACUUAAAAUGAAGUAUUUCGUUUGCAGAUUGUGGUCCCAUCGGUGGUUCUCUUCCUUCCAGUCAUCAUCAUCGUCUAUCUUCCUCUGCUCGAUGUUCAGUUCAGCUUCCCAACCGGCGUGAUCUUCAGUGCAUUUGCUCUUUAUCCGACCAUCGACACUAUCAUCAUUCUCUACAUAGUCUCCGAUUACCGCUCAGCACUGAGAAGGCUGUUACUGUCUGUGCGGAGCCGGAUAAACUCUGCCGCUCCUCACUAUUUCCACCAUGAACCGUUCGUAGUGCCACGCGGAGGCAGAAGCAAUUCUAUCGCUCUACACCCCUCGAUUCAGACAACCGAACUGUGA